AUGCAUGACGACUCAGUGACUAUGCAGCAUGGUACUGGAGUGGAGAUGGAUGCACCUUCUUUUGCGACCAGACCCAAACGUCCUGGCGAAGUGGAGGUGACCAGUGUUUUUGAUGAUGUUGUGGCUGAUUCCUCUCUUCUUUCAUCCAUGGAAGCGCAAGUUGAUUCUCCAAAUGACCCUGGUCUUGCGGCACCAGUGACUCCACCUGUGAUUGCACCUCAGCUGCCCCCAACUCCAAGGCAGCAGCAUGCCACAAGAACUCAUGGUGAUGAUGUUGAAGAAAGCCAUGAAGCAAAACGAGGAAGUUUGGAGAAGCAGCCACAAGCACCUGAAAGUUGGGUUGACCAGCUGGCGGACCAAGUCGAGAUCAGUCGUUUGCUGAGCAUGGGUGUUCUCCAAAGAAAGGAGGAGUGCUUGGAUGAAGUCUCAGGAUCCUUGACUACCAGGUUUGUCUAUGACUGGAGGAUCAAGGACCAUCCCAAUGGGACCAAGCAAUGGAUGAGGAGCCGGUUUGUGGCUCGUGAGUUUGCCACAGACAAGCGCCCUGACACCUACAGUCCAGCGAGUGGGUGCCAUUCAGUGAACCUCAUUCCAAUUUGCUACCUGAAGAUGCUUGCCGAAAGUUUGGACAGUGCAGAAAGGUUUGAUGAGGACAGCAGCAGUCCCUAUCGUGUUGUUCUGGCGGCAUUGGACAUCAAGGAUGCCUUUCUUCAGGUUCCCCAAGAAAAUUUGGUGAUGGUUUCAUUGUACAACCAGCAGUAUGUCAUCAGACGCAAUCUUCCUGGUCAGAGACUUGGUGCAAAAGCUUGGUAUUGGCACUUUCGCCGAUACAUCAGUGAUGCUUUGAACUGUUGUUGGUGUUUGGAACAGCCUUGCCUUGCGAAGUGCGUGGAUGAUGGGACCAACAACUGCUUUCUGAUCCAUGUAGAUGGUUUGCUGUUUGCUGGAAGCUACAGUUUUUGGACCACCAAAUUCUUGCCAGCGGUGACUUCAAAGUUCAAUGUGAACUAUACAGAGUUGAAGGGAAAUGGAAGCUUCAUUUCUUUCCUGAAGCGAAAGCUGGUGAAGAUCAAAGAUGGUCUAUUGCUUGUCCCAGGCACUACAGCGAACAAAGUGGAGGAGUAUGAAGCGUUUGAAGAGAGAACUGUGGGAAAACAAAUGGUCAAGCGCAUGGCCAAGACUAUCAUGCGUAUGGCAGUGCUAUGGGGUCUUGAGCCCAACCUUCAAGGAGCAGAGGCAACAACUGUUGACGAGGAGGUUUGCCAACAGGUUCAGGCUUCUGGAAACAAUGAAGGAAAUACAUGGCUUUGGUUUUCAGUUUUUCUUCUCUUCAUGCUUUGGGUUGGACUUGCGGUGGCAGGAUAUGUUGCAUGGAAGAAAUUUGCCAAGACGACAACAGACUUGGAAUCAUGUUGGAAUCAAGUUGCAGAUGAGGAUUCCUACAUAGCAAAGCAGGAGGCGAGAAUUGACCAAGUGAUUCAACGCCUUGAACAAAUCAGAGAGCACAAUGAACAGGAUCAUGCGAUCAUUUCAGAUCGAAUUACAGAAUGCAGCAAUGAGUUGAGCAUGGUGCACGACUAUGCAUCGGGACUUCACUACAGCAUUGUCGAACAUGGAGGUUUCUUGCGAAAUGGAUGUGGUCUCAGUCCAGAGCAAUGGCGCCACCUAGCAACGCUCGAAAGAGCAAAUCUGGUUAGCUCAAGAGCUUUGGGUGCAGUUGAGUACAUGCGGCUGGUGCGUCAAAGGUUCCAGCCACAAGGAGCAGCAGAUGCAACAGACAACCCAAAUGCUGAAGCUGAUGAUCCAAUGGAUGAAUCAGAACCAGAGGUGCCAUCAGGACCCAUCAGCGAUGAAAGUUUGACAGACAUGCUUGAAUUCCUCAAGAGUGAACAUGGACUUUGCUUGGAAAGAGGUGAGCACUGGGAUGCCAACGAGGUACAACAUGUGAUCCUUCACUUCCUCUCCGAGAUCCACCACAGUUCAGCAGAAAGCUUGGUAGUUUCGUGCCGAGUACGCAUAGCUGGAUUGUUUGGAGAGCUGAAGGACAAAGCAGUUGAACAACAUCGAUGGGACAGUGCUGAUGUGGCGGCCUUGGUUCAAGCAGCGUCGGACGCUGCCAGAGACUUUAAUGUGAGUUUCAAGGCUUGGCUAUACUACGGCAACAAGCACUUUGAAACAGACCUCCACCGAGUUGAAGUGACCCAUGCUGAGACUCCAAUCACCAGCGUGGAUGGUGAGCCGCAGGUGGUGCUUGAUUCUGGCGCUGAUGGAUCAGUGCUUCCACUUGCGUAUGGUGAUGUAGGCUAUGCUGAUGAGUCAUUUGAUGGUUCCAAGUUCAUUGAUGCACAAGGAACCUGUGAUGAUGCUGAACACGUUCGAGCUCUUACGUUGGGUCGAGCGCUAUCAGGUCUAGGUCUGAUAUGGAUGAUGUACCAGCUGCAGAUGAAGCUGAACAACCUGUGCCUGAACGAGGAGUUGAUUGCAGCUCAUGGUGCUCAACAACAAUUACGUGGCGACAUUGCAAGGUGCUAUGCAUGUAGUUCCGACGCCGCAGAAGGGAGGAGCGUUAGACGUCUCCCGAAACCUUGGGAUAUGCAGAUGGUUGGCGAGGUGGAGGCUUCACCAUGGCAGUUUGGAUAUGCUUCACUUGGAGCACAACUCAUUUUGUCAAAGAGAAUUUCUGCGCCACCCAUCUUGUCAUUGCCACCUGCAAGGCCCCGAGACCUUGAUGCUGAAGCUGUGAUGGGCAUUCCACCAACACCCGACGAUGUUGGCAAUGAGGCUCCGAAGUCUCCCAGAGUGGUUGGACCACCUGCUAGUGCUGCCCCAGCUUUGACAGGACAAGCUCUUGAUGAGCAUAUGGAAGUAUCAGCUGAGGCGGGGACUUUGCCAAAACAGAUUGGACUCAGUGUGCCAAGUACGCCACCAUUGGAAGCCACUCCAACAACUCCAAUUGAUGUGCCAGCUACUUCAAGUGCCUCAGGUAGUGGCGAUGCGGCUAUGCCUAGUGUUGCUCCACGAGCAGCCCAUGGACGUGAUGAUGAAAAUGUUGAAAGGCCUGCCAAGCAUCCCCGUAUUUUUGCACUCAUGGAACAUGAAGAUGAUUCCCAUGCAACAUAUUUCGAAAAUGAUGAGGUUGAGAGCCUCGAAGCCUAUGAGUACACCCUGUGCGAUGAUGACCCAGGAGAUGCACAUGUGUAUGGCGACACAGAUUCAACCAGUGACAUUUUGCAGAAACUUUCAAUCCCUUACACAAAGUUAGAACCAGAACUUUCUGAUGAAGAUCUUUUGCAACUUGACCUUUUAGCCGAUGAGCUUGAGAUUUCUAGGUUGAAGUCGAUGGGAGUCUUGAUCCCUGCUGACACCUACGCCUAUGGCGAUGAGAUUCCAAAGAGGUCUCCAAAUGGUGAAUGUUUGAUGCUGCUGCACGUUGAUGUUUUGUGUUUGAGUACCCAAAAGUACCUCGACGAUGUACUGCUUCCAGCUUUGAACUCCAAGUACAAGAUUUCAUGUGAGAUCGUGUCCAAGGAAAAUGAUGAGCUUACGUUUUUGAAGAGAAAGCAUACUUUGAUCUCUGAGGACGAGAUGGCAAUUCAGAGUCAUCCCAAACAUCUUGAGCGUCUUUUCGAUCUACUUUGUAUCAAUCGACGCUUGAAACCAAAGAAGACACCAGGACACCCGAUGCUGGAUGAGCCUGACACGACUACCAAGCUGAGUGCUGGAGAUGCAAGUGCAUACAGGUUCGCCAUUGGGGACAAGGACGAUAUCAAGGUUCAUCUGGCGAUGGACAACUCUGCUGCGAGGGCCUUCCUAUGCCGUGUUGGAGUAGGCAGGAUAAGACACAUCAGCCUUAGGAUCCUGUGGAUGCAAGAGAAAACCAAAGAAGGUUUCAUGACUGUUGGAAAAGUUGGUACAAAAGAAAAUGUAUCUGAUUUGGGUACAAAGAGAUUGACCCGAGACCGUAUGGAAUAUUUGAUGAACCUCUGCAAAGUAUACAACAUGGCCAAUAGCCAAUUUGUUGGCUCCAGUUUUGCAGAAAAGUUGGAAGAACAGCAAAUAUUACGUGUUGGUAUCAAGAACCUCAGACAAAUGGGUUUUAAUGGGACAACCUCCAAAAGUUUGAUGCGAGUGCUACUCAUCAACGCCUUGAGCAGCACGAUGGCUAUGGAAUUGCCUGCUGACCCUUCUCCUUCCAGCUCUUCGAGCACUUCAGGGCCCUUUGGCAUGGUGAUGGCGUUCCUCCUAACCAUCAUUUGCUUGUUUUGUGGCUUUCUGGUGGUGACAGCUCAUUUUGGUGCUGCACUUCAAGGACGUCUUCAGACCUUGCGCAUGGAUGUUGCCCUGAGAAAGGUUCUUUCGAUGCUGAAGGCAUAUCGAAGGGAGCAUGGCUUGGAUGAGAUAGCUGAAGAAGAAAUUCCAACUACAGACGAGGUGGAUGCAUCAGAAGUUGAGGAUAGGAAUGAAACCUAUCAACAAAAGGUUGAAAGGUAUCAAAACUCUGGAACGGAUGAAGUUUCAGACGAUGAGCUAUGGCGCAUGGUUCACCAUGGAGCUCCUGAUGAGGAGGACACUGCAGCCUUCAAUCGAAGGUACACUGAUACGCACUUGGAGAAUAUCAUGAGGGAAACCAAUAGGAUCCUGGCUACCCGUAUGCAAAGGCUGAGAGCUGAAUAUGAAGCAGCAGCCGUGCGCAACGACCAGCUGUCUAUGGAUGCCAUUGAGAAUGAGAUGACCGAGUGCACUCAUUUUGCGCUAUGCAAUUUAGCAGUGCUUGGACCUCGAGCCCUAUAUGGUGACCUUUGCACCUGUGCUUGGACUUUUUGA
Cladocopium goreaui is the source of this 4824-nucleotide messenger RNA. Lineage: Eukaryota; Dinophyceae; Suessiales; Symbiodiniaceae. The record is from the annotation of a GenBank genome assembly.